AUGAACUCCGCUCAGCAAAUCGACCCGUCUGCAAUGAUUGGGCUCACCGAGGCUUCUCAGGGAGCGACAGGUGGCAGUCUCGAUAUCUUCGUAUGGUAUCCCCAUUAUCAGAAUUGCCAGCGGUACUUCCUGGAUCAUGCGCAACACAGUGUUUCGGUCCAAGCACUUUCUGCUUUCUUGAAUAUUCUUCUCCCGUUUCAGCGGCUACCCCACCCCGUUUUCAACUCAUCUACCGACUCACCUUCAACUGCCGCCGGUGGGCAAACGUCUUCUGAAUCGUCGUCGACCUCGAGCCUACCCCCGGCGGUCUCACUGAUUCCCUACAUCCGUCGCCUGGUGGCCACGGGGAUGGACUUCCCUGGUGUACUACAGGGAUUUUUCGGGGACGAAUGGGGGGCUGGGAUUGGGAUGCUACAUGAACAGGAGCGUCGUAAUUAUCUCUUUGCGGCCAAAAGUGGCGGCUGGGCUGCCGUGAAAAAAGACUACGACAUGCCGCCUCUGGAGACCAUUCCGUUCUUACGUCCAUUGCAAGGACCGUUAGAUUCGGAAAUCGAAGCCGCCGAGAGGAGCUGGAGUGACUGGCUGGCGAUGGAAGAUUGGAUGGUGGGACCUCGCGCCCCUGAUAUUCUUCGAGAUUCCUCCUCUCAGGUGUCACGACCGCGCAGUGCCCGGAAUUGA
Messenger RNA from Aspergillus tanneri, 678 nucleotides. RefSeq lists its product as uncharacterized. The transcript has a single exon. Lineage: Eukaryota; Fungi; Ascomycota; Eurotiomycetes; Eurotiales; Aspergillaceae. The coding region runs from base 1 to 678 and encodes 225 amino acids. The record is from RefSeq and is a predicted model, not a curated record.